UUUCAACUUCCGUUGUAGCCAGACAAGAUGGUGCAACGAUUAACAUUAAGAAGACGAUUGUCUUACAACACAAAAUCUAACCAAAGGGUUGCUGUUCGCACUCCAGGUGGCAAAAAGGUUUAUAUUUACACAAAGAAACGAGGCAAGGUUCCUAAAUGUGGUGACUGCAAACAGACUUUAAAAGGGUUAAAACCAUGCAGACCUGUUGAUAUGCCUAAGAUGUCCAAAAAACGAAAGACAGUCAGCAGAGCUUAUGGUGGGUCUCGAUGUCAUAGAUGUGUCCGAUCUAGAAUUCUCAGAGCUUUCCUCAUUGAAGAACAGAGAAUUGUUGUCAAAGUUUUAAAGGCACACAAAGCCGGCAAAAAGUAAAUGUAAAAAAUAAAUUUGAAAAAAAUAAAUAUGUACAAGACGUUUUUUUUUU
Lottia gigantea (owl limpet) is the source of this 421-nucleotide messenger RNA. RefSeq lists its product as hypothetical. Lineage: Eukaryota; Metazoa; Mollusca; Gastropoda; Lottiidae. Gene Ontology annotation, cellular component: ribosome. The transcript has 5 exons. Gene Ontology annotation, molecular function: structural constituent of ribosome. Gene Ontology annotation, biological process: translation. Bases 28 to 369 code for a protein of 113 amino acids. The record is from RefSeq and is a predicted model, not a curated record.